GCCUACAGAAAAACGGAACGAUGUUGUCGAGAUUUUUGAAGUUUGUCUUGGUUACUUUUUCGUUCCUGUAUGUGAAUACUGGAGGUUACGACGACAAAACAUUUCGAGCAGCUGUAUAUGAACAUGCUACUGUUCCACCUAACAGAGAAGUCGUGGUAACACGACAGGAGGCGCUAGAGUACAUGACAAAAAACCUGGAGGUCUACAGAAAAGUUACAGAGGAGGCUCGUCUUCAGAGCGUUGACAUAAUUGUGUUUCCAGAGGAUGGACUAACAUAUAUGGGUCACACAAGAAAAUCCAUUCGACCAUAUCUGGAAUACAUACCAGACCCUAAAAGAGAACAGUGGAACCCAUGCGAGAACCCCCAAAAAUAUCCAAACACGGAGGUGCAGCACACUCUCAGUUGUCUGGCAAAGAACAACUCUCUAUACAUUGUCGCGAAUAUGGGAGACAUCCAACCCUGUGCUUCAAACGACACUUGCCCGCCAGACCACCAUUACCAAUUUAAUACUGACGUAGUGUACGAUAGCAGUGGAACACUUAUCGCCAAGUAUCACAAAAUCAACUUGUUCUUUGAAUUCAUGUUCGACCCAUCAACAUCCGAAGAGGCCGUCUCGUUCGAAACACCAUUCGGAACCUUUGGUGUGUUCACUUGUUUCGAUAUUCUUUUUCGGAACCCUGUGGUAGUUUUGAUGAAAGAGAGAGGGGUGAGUAACAUUGCAUUUCCCACUGCCUGGAUGGACACUCCUCCAUUUCUUGCGGCAGUGCAGUUCCAUUCCGCGGUAGCUGCUGCUUUUGGCGUUAAUUUUCUGGCAGCCAACAUGCACAAUCCUCGAUAUCGUUUCCAAGGAAGUGGAAUUUAUUCACCAGAAGGAGCUAGAGCCUAUUACUAUAACAACAGUGUUUCGAGCGGCGGGAAGCUAUUGGUGUCAGAUCUUAAUAUUCUGCGCACAAAUCUGCUGUCGGAAAAACAUACUCUUAACGAUGAAGCAUCAGUUGUGGACCCGCUUAUCAACGAUUCUGAACAACAAGUGUUUCAAGAUGAAACUUUUGGAGACGUGUUUAAUUACGUCGUUCUUUCAAAGUCCAGUGGAAAAGCUCGGGUCUGUCAUAAUAAACUUUGUUGCACAGCAUCUUACAAAUCAUUAGAAAAUAUUAAGGAAUUGUUUGCUCUUGGUGCAUUUGAUGGUUUGCAUACAAAAGAGGGGACUUACUAUAUCCAAGUCUGUGGAAUCGUUAGGUGCAAAACCAACAAUAAAUCAUCAUGCGGUGAAGGUUCCGUUGUUUCGAACACGUAUUUUACUCAACUCACACUUUCUGGUACUUUUAGGUCACCGUACAUAUUUCCAGAAAUUCUUUUAUUCGGCGAGGACACUUUUCAGCUGGCGCCACCAAACAACUGGUCGUACGCCAAUGGGGUGUUAGAAGCAAUGAAUGGAUUGGAACAGCCGCUGUUAUCAUUCUCACUUUUCUCUCGCGAUUACGACUAUGAUCUUCUCCUGACGAGCUCAUCCGCUAAACAGAAAGUCACAGAGAUUGCAUUUUCUUUGCUUUUACUAACUUUCCUGUUAAAAUGCUAGGAUUAACAGAUUUCAAUGUAUGGCUAUCGUCUCCAUAGCAGCUCACCUUGACUGUGUAAUUAAAUAGUCAGUGUUCAUUUAUCAUGCAAGUUGAAAUCUAUGUAGUUGUUUUAUUACUUAUGUACAUGUAAUUUUUUUACUAGUUUUUUGUAGUUGACAUUAUUGUGUUUCGUGAAUACAUGUAUAAAUAAAUGUAUCGCAUUGAAAAA
Messenger RNA from Saccostrea echinata, 1789 nucleotides. RefSeq names its product pantetheinase-like. The coding region runs from base 21 to 1580 and encodes 519 amino acids. The transcript is spliced from 2 exons. Gene Ontology annotation, molecular function: hydrolase activity, acting on carbon-nitrogen (but not peptide) bonds, in linear amides. NCBI's taxonomy places the organism in Eukaryota, Metazoa, Mollusca, Bivalvia, Ostreida, Ostreidae. The record is from RefSeq and is a predicted model, not a curated record.